Molecule: messenger RNA, 621 nt
Organism: Malassezia pachydermatis
Lineage: Eukaryota; Fungi; Basidiomycota; Malasseziomycetes; Malasseziales; Malasseziaceae
Product: rab small monomeric gtpase
Exons: 1
Coding region: 1-621 (206 amino acids)
Biological process (GO): regulation of vacuole fusion, non-autophagic
Cellular component (GO): phagocytic vesicle; fungal-type vacuole membrane; late endosome
Molecular function (GO): GTPase activity; GTP binding
Source: RefSeq, a predicted model, not a curated record
AUGGCAACACGGAAAAAGGUGCUUCUCAAGGUGAUUAUCCUGGGUGAUUCAGGUGUCGGUAAGACGUCUUUGAUGAACCAAUAUGUGAAUAAGCGAUUUUCGGCUGCGUACAAAGCUACGAUUGGCGCCGAUUUCUUGACGCGUGAAGUGGUGGUCGAUGGUCGUCUCGUCACAAUGCAGCUGUGGGAUACCGCGGGCCAGGAGCGCUUCCAGUCUUUGGGUGUGGCAUUCUACCGAGGUGCAGACUGCUGUGUGUUAGUGUAUGAUGUCAACAAUCCCAAAAGCUUUGAGACGCUAGACAGCUGGCGCGAUGAGUUCCUUAUCCAGGCGAGUCCUCACGAUCCGGACAAUUUCCCCUUUGUGGUGCUCGGCAACAAGAUUGACGUGGAAGAGAGUAAGAGGGUGGUAUCUCAAAAGCGCGCCAUGUCUUGGUGCCAGAGCAAAGGCAAUAUCCCGUACUUUGAGACCUCCGCCAAGGAGGCCAUCAACGUUGAGCAGGCGUUCCAAACGAUUGCCAAGAAUGCGUUGCAACAGGAAGCGGAAGCCGAACUGUAUGCAGACUACCCUGACCCCAUCCGGAUCGAUGCCGCCAACCCGCGUUCGUCGGGCUGCAACUGCUAA